CGGAAGAGCCGCUGCUCUCCGGCUGCAGCCGCCGCACCGUCACAGCUGGAGGAUGAGCGACCUGAGAUGUAGUUCCUCAUGUCUCACAUCCGCAGGAACGACGAGGAUCCAACGAUGCAUCUGUGUGGUGGGCUUCCUGGACUUGUUUGGGGUGAGCAUGAUCAUCCCGCUGCUGAGCCAUCACGUGAAGGCUCUUGGAGCCGGUCCCACUGUGGCCGGUAUAGUAGUGUCUACAUAUGGGAUCUUACAGUUCUUCUCAAGCACAAUAGUUGGCAGCUGGAGUGACGUGGUGGGACGGAGGUACUCUCUGCUCACCUGUCUGCUGCUGAGUGCUCUGGGCUACGGCCUGCUGGGGAUGUCCACCAGCAUCCCUUUGUUCGUCCUCGCAAGGAUUCCUGUGGGACUGUUCAAGCACUCCCUGUCAAUCUGCAGAGCCCUGCUCUCUGACCUGGUGUCUGAGUCAGAGCGCCCUCUGGUGAUGGGACACUUCAAUGCAGCCUCCAGUGUCGGCUUCAUCCUGGGACCCAUGGUGGGCGGCUACCUCACUGAGCAUGAAGGGGGCUUCUAUACCUCCUCCUUCACUUGUGCAGCCAUCUUCCUCAUGAAUGCAGGACUGGUCUGGAUGCUGCCGUGGAACGACACACUAGUUCACCGUAACACAAACUCCAGCAAUGACCCGAGUAAGGGUUGUCAUGACAACCACUGUUUGGAGACUGUGCAGAAUGGUUCUCAUGCAAAUAGACACCAGACGUUGCCGGCAGGAGACGCUCAACCAGGCUCCGCAGCUCCAGGCAAGCACCAAGGUGGUCUCCGGUGGAGCGAGGUGUCUCUGCUGCAGCCUGUUUGGAGACAGCUGUCGUCAGUGGGCUCCAGGAUAAAUAUGGUUGCCUCUUCUGACAUGUGGGAUCUCUUUCUGGUGCGUCUUCUGAUGGGCAUAGCGAUCAUGCUUUACUACAGUAACUUCUCUCUGGCCAUGGAGGAGCGUUUCUCGCUCAAACCAAAGAUGACGGGUUAUCUGAUCAGCUACAGCAGCACCUUGGGGGCCUUGGCCGGGUUCCUGGUGGGGCCUGUCACGCAGCUCUACAAGAACAACAUGGCCGCUAUGCUGCUUCACUCCACGAUGCUCACCUGCUCACUUAUCUUCCUCUAUUCUGCCGCACCUAACGUUUGGCAGGUGGUUCUUUCCUCCACCUUCUUCGCCAUUUCCACCUCCAUUGGACGGACGUGUAUCACAGACAUGGAGCUGCAGAGGGGAGGGGUCCAGGCCAGCGGGACUCUGAUUGGCGCGGGGCAGUCGGUUACAGCUGUCGGUCGCGUCUUGGCUCCCCUCCUUUCGGGUCUCGCUCAGGAGUUCAGCCCCUGUGGUCCCCCGAGUCUGGGAGUGGUCCUGGCUCUAGCAGCUGUAGGUUUACUGCUUAUCAGGAUCCCUGAGUGGGACGGGAGAGGAAUGAUCAAAACAGCCAAACUGAGUAACUGAAUAAAUUAUGACGAAAGUAUGACCAAAAAAAGGCACAUUCACCCUUAAAAGAAGUGCAGUUAUUUGUGAGAGGCCGGUUAUGAAGGACUAGAAGUGGGAUCAAUGUGUCCCACUCAAGGAUUUCUGGGUCAAAGUGGUUCGUCACCACCAGCAGUGCAGUCCUUCUUUAGGGAGAAAGGAUUCACGAUUCAAGAGGCCUGAAAAUGUUAUCUGCUUCGAUCAGACAGAAACAUACUAUAUGUUUGUAACCACUACUUUGUCCAAAAUCCCUCAGGUUUGUAGGCCUGCUGAUGAAACAACAAAUAACUAUAGAACUAAUCCAAGUUUAAUGGAAAUCUGUCCAGUGAUCCUGCUAACAAAAAAACAGGCAAACAGAUUGCCCGGUGGAGGUUAACAACAUGAUAGAUCACUUUGUUGUACUUUUGGAGUCGCCAAGUUGGUUUCAAACAUUUUACCUCCUUCUUCGAAUGCACUGCAACUUAAAUGGUUCCCAUGGUGGUAUAUGAACAAAUGUUUGUUCUAGUCUGACUUUUUAAUUUCAGUUAUGGAGAUUUGUACCUUUAUCGUAGGAUACGUUCAAAUGGACAUGUGAAGAACUAAGUUCAGUUUCAACUCAGGUAAAGGCACCACUAUACUAUAAGAAGAAAUAUGGUGUAAGCUCAUGUUGUAAAGAAGACACAAAAUCUUGUAACAACAAACUAGAUUCAAGCCAAAAAAAGUCAAUGAAUAAAAUGUGUUUUCUA
Molecule: messenger RNA, 2220 nt
Organism: Pleuronectes platessa (European plaice)
Lineage: Eukaryota; Metazoa; Chordata; Actinopteri; Pleuronectiformes; Pleuronectidae
Gene: slc67a2
Product: major facilitator superfamily domain containing 9
Exons: 6
Coding region: 53-1477 (474 amino acids)
Biological process (GO): transmembrane transport
Molecular function (GO): transmembrane transporter activity
Source: RefSeq, a predicted model, not a curated record